UCCAUAUCACACCGCAAGAGAUAAGAAACAGAAACCCUACUUUGAGUCGCCUCCGCGAAGAUGCAGAUCUUCGUGAAAACCCUAACAGGGAAAACAAUCACCCUCGAGGUUGAAUCCUCUGAUACGAUCGACAAUGUCAAGGCUAAGAUCCAGGAUAAGGAAGGAAUCCCACCAGAUCAACAACGUUUGAUUUUCGCUGGAAAACAACUUGAAGAUGGAAGAACUCUAGCUGAUUACAACAUUCAGAAGGAAUCGACUCUUCAUCUGGUUCUUCGUUUGAGGGGAGGAGCUAAAAAGAGGAAGAAGAAGACCUAUACUAAGCCAAAGAAGAUCAAGCAUAAGCAUAAGAAGGUUAAGCUCGCGGUUCUUCAGUUCUACAAAGUUGAUGAUUCUGGAAAGGUUCAGAGGUUGAGAAAGGAGUGUCCUAAUUCUGAGUGUGGUGCUGGAACUUUCAUGGCUAAUCAUUUUGACCGUCACUACUGCGGUAAGUGUGGUUUGACUUACGUUUACCAGCAAGCUGGACAAGAGUAAGUCGUGGUUACUCUUUAGUAAUAUUUAGUUUUGUUAAGAGGGUUUCUUAUUUGGUUGUUUUUAGGGAUUUAAAGAAUUUUCUUGUUGGUUAAUUUCAAUUUCAGCACCUUUUAUGAUAAGAUAUUAUGUCCUUUUCUUUUGUUAAAUGGAGAUUAUUAUUAUGACUCACUACGAAUAGA
This is a messenger RNA of Papaver somniferum (opium poppy), 710 nucleotides long. RefSeq names its product ubiquitin-40S ribosomal protein S27a. NCBI's taxonomy places the organism in Eukaryota, Viridiplantae, Streptophyta, Magnoliopsida, Ranunculales, Papaveraceae. Gene Ontology annotation, molecular function: ubiquitin protein ligase binding; structural constituent of ribosome; protein tag activity. Gene Ontology annotation, biological process: modification-dependent protein catabolic process; translation; protein ubiquitination. Gene Ontology annotation, cellular component: cytoplasm; nucleus; ribosome. The record is from RefSeq and is a predicted model, not a curated record. The coding region runs from base 61 to 531 and encodes 156 amino acids. The transcript has a single exon.